AUCAAGUCCACGGGCCUUUGACGGUCCAUGGGCCAAUCUCGACAUAUUUAUGAAUUAUGACCUGCACAAAAAAAAGGGGAGAAGCUCAAGCGUCCGUCCGACCUCCCCUGCACGCCGCACAAAGCGUCCACCAAUGCGGUUGCGGCGGCGCUACGCGGAGUUCCUCCGCCGCGCGGCCUCCCUGCCGUCGCUGCCCCUCGUGGCCUCCCUCCACGCCGCCUUGCUCCGCCGCGGGGUCCCGACCCUCCUCGCCGCGUCCCUCAUCGGCGGCUACUCAGCCUGCGGGGACCUGGCCUCCGCGCGCGCCGUGUUCGACGAAACGCCCCCGGAGGAGCGCACGCUCUCGGCCCGCACCGCGCUGGCCGGCGCGUUCUCGGCGCACGGGCGGUGCCGCGAGGCGCUGGGACUCUUCUCCGGCCUGGAGGCGGAGAUGGACGACAGGGCGGUGACGGUGCUCCUGGCGGCGUGCGCGCGGGCCGGGAUGGUGGGCGAGGGAAGGAAGGUGUUCGCGAGGCUGCCCCGCCCCGCGCUGCAGCACUACACGUGCAUGGUGGAGAUGCUGGGGCGGGCCGGGGAGGUGGAGGAGGCCGAGCUGCUGGUGGCGGGGAUGGAGGCGCGACCGGACAGGGUCAUCUUCGCGGCGCUCCUCGGGGCGUGCCGCGUGCACGGCCGCGUCGACGUCGCCGAACGGGUGCCUGGCCUCAUGCGCCGGUACAGCAUCGCAUGAGAACUCGAAGUCGGCAGUCUCAGUCCGAUUGAUGCAUCAGCAGUCCAGCUUGCGCCCGGAGAUGCAUCUGCUUGUCUUUCAUGCACUGGUGCGUUGAUUCUUGGUCUGAGAAGCUGAUAUGGGAUACAUGGCAAUGUGGUAGUGUUGCUGUUACAUCAUAUUCUGUCAUUCAAGCAGCAAGAGCCCCUGGCUGAUGAAAUCUGAAAAAUUCUUGAUGACAUUGACGAUGACUGUUAUGGGUGGAUUGUCAUGUACUUCAGUCUUCAGGCAUUGAUUGAACCAUAUGUCUGGAUGCGAGGAAGGCCUCUAGCAGAUACCUGGAAUGUUUGUGUGUAGAUUUUGUGCCAAAUUCUCAUCUCAGACUGUAAGCUGUCACAUGAACUUGACAACCAGCAGUCUAGCUCAGAGAGCAGUAAAUUGCCAAUUAUACCAUGUAACUUCUGGAACAUGGGUGAUAGGUUGAAGAGUUGAACUUCCAGUCAAAUUUUGUGCAAAAAAGGAUCAGAUGGAAAACUCCAUGGAAAUGGAACCAACAAGUUGCGUUGCUAUCACAUCUGGUGAGGCCGGUUAGAAGUUAAGGUCUAGAAGUUGCUGAGUUUCUGACAUUUUUUGUGGUGAGAGAUCUUUUUGCUAACAUUAUUGAAAAUGGAAUGGUCUAUUGUGCUUAUACGGCCAGAAUGUGGAGUUGGAGUCAUGCCUAAAGUAAGAAUCUCAACAUCCAGAUUUAUUGUGUACCAUACUCCCUGAGUUAUAAUAUGAAGAAUGUCAUCUGAUUGGAGCUCUUAUGAUAUGGCUGUGAGCCUAUGACAGAAUCCAAAGUUGGACCUAGGAAAUUUCAAAGAUUCUGAUACUGUUGCUGACUGAAGACUACUCAAGUCCAGGCUUCAAACCUCAACCACGUUUGCAGGGGAGACAGAUACUGCACAUAUGCUUGGAAUUACCAGUCGAAGCUCUGCAGCUCAGAGACCAGUAAAUCACCAAUUAUACCAUGCAAAUUCUGGAACGUUGGUAAUUGGUUGAAGAGUUGAACUUUCAGUCAAAUUUUGUGCAAAAAAGAUCAGAUUGAAAACUCUAUCGAACCAACAAGUUUGGUGUUGCUAUCACGUCUGAGAACUUGGUUUGAAGCCUGUUAGAAAUUAACAUGUUGGAAAUGGAAUGGUCUCUGCUGAAUGGAAUACUGACAGUACUUCGUAUCAUAUACUGGGUUUAUGCCUGGAGUAAGAAUCUCACCCUUGGUAUUAUAUGAAGACAGGCAUCAUGUUGGAGUUCUAAGGAUCUUUCAGAUAACUCACAUGUGGCUGUAGUAGACUCGCGGAAAGUUGGGCCAGGGACCCCGGGGUACCUCAGAGAUUCCGAUACUAUCCUCCUGAUGGAGGAUAAAUCAACUGGCCUGGAACAAAGUAGCAGGGGAGACUGAAGAAACGGAUAAACCCAUAAGCAUCAGCAUCUUCAUCCAUCUUUGCAUCCAAAGCGACUCAUGAAGCAAGAAUUUCAACCUCUUUCAUGUGCAACGGGGGAUAAAUCGACAAUUUCGCGGCUCGCGGAGCGACUUUUUCCUGUGCCAUACAUUUAUAUGCUGAGACACCAUCACUCACUACUUGGCACCGGAUUCGAAACCCGUGUCGCCUCGACGUCUGCUCGACAGCUUCCUGCCAAGAACACCACACAGCCGUUGCUUUCGGUCUUUUGCUAGUGCAGGAGCGCCAAGCGUGCAAGGUUCCAACUGUGCUGCCGUGCACAACUCGAAUUAGCGUUGCUUUCAGUCUUGGUUUUAUUCUAAACUUGGUGUACAGUCCAGAUAUGUAAUAUGUUCACUUCAGUCCUUUCUCUUGUUGGUGCUGAAAUGAGUAGAGUGUUUUUCUUCCUGAACUUGAAUUUCCAUGCCGAAAAGCCAUGCAAAGUUCUGACAGUUUUUUGUUGUAGAAGUCAGGAAAGAAAUUCAGGUUUGAACCA
Messenger RNA from Setaria italica (foxtail millet), 2680 nucleotides. RefSeq names its product putative pentatricopeptide repeat-containing protein At3g13770, mitochondrial. The coding region runs from base 50 to 727 and encodes 225 amino acids. The transcript has a single exon. NCBI's taxonomy places the organism in Eukaryota, Viridiplantae, Streptophyta, Magnoliopsida, Poales, Poaceae. The record is from RefSeq and is a predicted model, not a curated record. Gene Ontology annotation, molecular function: RNA binding; protein binding. Gene Ontology annotation, biological process: RNA modification.